Megalops cyprinoides (Indo-Pacific tarpon) is the source of this 1454-nucleotide messenger RNA. RefSeq names its product abhydrolase domain containing 14A (gene abhd14a). The transcript is spliced from 5 exons. The record is from RefSeq and is a predicted model, not a curated record. The coding region runs from base 102 to 899 and encodes 265 amino acids. NCBI's taxonomy places the organism in Eukaryota, Metazoa, Chordata, Actinopteri, Elopiformes, Megalopidae. Gene Ontology annotation, cellular component: cytoplasm.
GGUCGCUUACGAAAAGCGUCAACAAUCAGUACUGUGACAACUAUUGGGCAGUACACGCAUGCAGGAGGGGCACAGCAGAUACGAUCAAACAGCUCUGUAAAAUGAACUUUUUACGUAACCGACUGGUCGUAUUGGGCCUGGUGCUGUUAGCUACUGUGCUGCUGUACCUGCUGUUACCGGCCAUCAGACAGGGCAGCAUGGAACCGUCCCUGGAGGUUCAGAGGAUGGGACUAUCUGCGGCUUCUCCUGCGCCGCCUCCAACCAUCAACGUUACAGUUCGUACAGGACAGCUUCCCGGCGAUCCCCCAUUGUUCUUCAGGGAGGCCUUGCCUAUUGACGGCGCGGGAAGGCAGAUACUGCCAAGACUGCAGGUGGUUCUUCUGCAUGGCCAGGCAUUCACCUCCAAAACCUGGGAAGACUUGGGGACGCUGGCUCUGCUGGCCACUAAUGGAUAUCAGGCCCUGGCACUUGACCUGCCAGGGUUUGGGAACUCUCCGGACUCGGAUGCAGUGAAGACAGAUCAGAACCGGGUGGACCUGCUGCUGCGGUUUUUGGAGGCGCUGGGGGUUCGUGCGCCUGUCCUGCUCAGCCCCUCCAUGAGCGGCCACUUCUCUCUACCUCUCCUGAUGAAACAUGACUCCCAGCUGCGCGGCUUCAUCCCCAUCGCCCCUGUGGGCACCAGGACCUACACAGCUCAGCAGUACCAGAGCAUCCAGACUCCAACUCUAAUUGUGUACGGAGAGCAGGACACAAACCUGGGGGCCCAGUCCUAUAAGAACCUGAGUCAGCUCCCCCGACACUCGACCGUGCGUCUUGCUGGGGCGCGGCAUGCCUGCUACAUGGACAAACCUCGGGAGUUCCACCUGGCGUUGCUGGACUUCCUGAGCAAACUGGAGUGAGCGGAGGCUGAGGGGUGGGGGGGCUAAGGAGGUGUGGAGGAUAGGGGUGGGGUUAUGACCCUUGGGCAGGGUGGUUGUUGGUUUGAGGACAAAGUAGUGGGAUUGAUUAGGUCUCUGCCAUACCUGUGAAUUUCAGAUGCUGCCUUGGGCUGCUGUGUUAACUGUGACUCAUGUAACAGAGACUUAAAAAAAGGAAUUGUUCCUGGAAGAAAAAAAGAGUUCUCUUCAGUCUUCCCAGUGUCUGGGAGGGGCCCUUUGAGCAACAAAUCGCUGUUAAACUCCCACCAUACAGGGAGUUAUGCUGAAGUCUUUAUUUGUGUUUUUAUGUUUUUAUUCUGCUUAACAGGUUCCCUUGCAGUGUUAACAAAAUUACUGCAGGAUUCAUUAAUUAAUGGCUAAAAAACACUAUGUAAAUUCUCAUAAUUACAAGCUACAUGUGUAGUACAGUGUUAGGUAUGGCAGUAAAAGGCAUUUUACUCUCAAAUCUCUUAUUUUCACCUUUUAAAGGAUGUUACAUAUUUGCUGAACAUGAAUGGAUGCUUCAGUGAAUUAGAA